UAGCGGUUUCCAGCAGGGCCGAGAAAUACUGACCAUUCUUGUGAUGGGCUGAUCAAACGGCUGGUGCCACUACCCCGCAAAUGAUCCCUAAAAAAGAAACUACCUCGCAAAAUAAUAAAAAGAGAAAAAAACGAAAAUGUCUCGACACCUUGUGGACCGGUCCCCGAGAAAAACGCCACCAAUCCAGUGCCCGAACACGUGCAUCCGUCAAUACACCGAGCCCACCGAGGCACCCCUACGCCACCUGGCAGACCGGCCCCCUCGCCCGCCGUCCGCUCCCCUCCGAUUCUCCGCCGCGCCCGAAUCAAUCCCUCGGUGAAGCGUGGAGCGGCUCCAAAAGUCCAAAGCCCGGAGGCCGGAGGAGAGGCACCAGAGCUCACCCCGAUUCAUCUCGCCGUCUCAAUCCGUGGCCGCAGAUUAGGGGUCCACUGUUAUUUGCAUGCCCUUAUCUGGGAUGGCCAUUGCUUUCAAAGCAAGCACGAGUGCUUGUACUGCACAACAGCUGUGGGGGCAUCCAACCAGGGAUCAGUGUCAGCAUGGUUUCACUCACUUAAAUGAACGAAAGAGCAGAAAAGGCUCUGCUGCACUGCAUGCCAGAGCUAUUCCUGGGAACUUAGACCUGGAUUUCGGUGAUCCUUCUUGGAAGCAAAAGUAUCAGGAAGACUGGGAUAGGCGUUUUAGUUUGCCACAUAUUACAGAUGUAUUUGAUUUAGAGCCAAGGCUCACUACAUUUUCUCUGAAGAAAAACAGUCCCCUGGGCGCUAGCGAUGCUUCAUCACCUGACAAGUGGAAUGGCUAUGUAAAUAAGGAUGAUAGAGCACUUCUGAAGGUGAUUAACUAUGCCUCUAAUACUUCUGCUGGAGCUGUGUGCAUUGAUCCUGAUUGUAGCUGGGUGGAACAUUGGGUGCAUCGUGCAGGGCCUCGUAAGGAAAUAUACUAUGAGCCAGAGGAAGUAAAAGCAGCCAUUGUUACCUGUGGAGGGCUCUGCCCUGGUUUAAAUGAUGUCAUUAGACAGAUAGUAUUUACCCUGGAGAUCUAUGGGGUGAAGAAUAUUGUCGGAAUUCAGUUUGGUUAUCGUGGAUUUUUUGAAAAAGGCUUAAAAGAAAUGCCGCUUUCACGUGAUGUGGUGGAGAACAUAAAUCUUGCUGGUGGAAGCUUCCUCGGUGUCUCCCGUGGAGGAGCUAAAACUAGUGAAAUUGUAGAUAGCAUACAGGCCAGAAGAAUCGAUAUGCUAUUUGUAAUCGGAGGAAAUGGUAGCCAUGCUGGAGCUAAUGCUAUUCACGAGGAGUGCCGUAAGAGAAAACUGAAAGUUUCAGUUGUAGCUGUUCCAAAGACAAUUGACAAUGAUAUACUUUUCAUGGAUAAGACUUUUGGUUUUGACACAGCUGUUGAAGAAGCUCAACGUGCAAUCAAUUCUGCCUAUAUAGAGGCACGUAGUGCAUAUCAUGGAGUUGGGUUGGUCAAAUUAAUGGGAAGAAGCACUGGGUUCAUAGCCAUGCAUGCUUCUCUUUCUAGCGGACAGAUUGAUGUCUGCCUAAUACCUGAGGUAUCUUUUACACUUGAUGGAGAACAUGGUGUCUUGUCACAUCUUGAGCAUUUACUGGAAACCAAGGGAUUUUGUGUGGUUUGUGUGGCUGAAGGUGCAGGACAGGAUUUACUGCAAAAAUCAAAUGCAACAGAUGCAUCAGGAAAUGUGAUACUUAGUGAUUUUGGUGUCCACAUGCAGCAAAAGAUCAAGAAACAUUUCAAGGACAUUGGUGUUCUAGCUGAUGUGAAGUACAUCGACCCAACAUAUAUGGUCCGGGCCUGUCGUGCAAAUGCAUCUGAUGCUAUCUUGUGCACUGUGCUUGGACAAAAUGCUGUCCAUGGAGCAUUUGCCGGGUUCAGCGGCAUCACAUCAGGUAUUUGCAACACACAUUAUGCCUUCCUCCCGAUCACAGAAGUCAUCACAACACCGAAGCAUGUGAACCCAAAUAGCAGGAUGUGGCACCGAUGUCUCACGUCCACUGGCCAACCGGACUUCCACUGACUCGCGUUUAGCGUUUACUUCUCUGCACAGGCUAAACUCGUAAUGAAUUAACAUAUUUUUGCUUACCCACAGACUAGUCACAGGUCAAAGAUUAGUCACGGUGCAAGCGUUAACAAUAAUGUAAUACUGAGAAUGAACUCAAUCAGCUUGUUUCAGAUCAGCCCCAUUUUUGUCCAUGAACAACAGAGCUGUACAAAGCUCAAGUUGUCCCGAAUAAUCUGUAAUGCACUGUCCAACCUUUGACCAUCCAUAAUUCUAAAACGAAGCUAUUUGCUUCAGAAAUGAGGUGUAGCGAAA
Messenger RNA from Aegilops tauschii subsp. strangulata, 2326 nucleotides. Its product is annotated as ATP-dependent 6-phosphofructokinase 5, chloroplastic. Gene Ontology annotation, molecular function: 6-phosphofructokinase activity; ATP binding. Gene Ontology annotation, biological process: fructose 6-phosphate metabolic process; glycolytic process. NCBI's taxonomy places the organism in Eukaryota, Viridiplantae, Streptophyta, Magnoliopsida, Poales, Poaceae. The record is from RefSeq and is a predicted model, not a curated record.